Numida meleagris (helmeted guineafowl) is the source of this 1509-nucleotide messenger RNA. RefSeq names its product nudix hydrolase 7 (gene NUDT7). Gene Ontology annotation, molecular function: magnesium ion binding; acetyl-CoA hydrolase activity; manganese ion binding. Gene Ontology annotation, biological process: nucleoside diphosphate metabolic process; coenzyme A catabolic process. NCBI's taxonomy places the organism in Eukaryota, Metazoa, Chordata, Aves, Galliformes, Numididae. Bases 137 to 1048 code for a protein of 303 amino acids. The transcript has 3 exons. The record is from RefSeq and is a predicted model, not a curated record.
AGGCGAAAGGCCUUCUCGAGGCGGGGGGGGCAAAGAUGGCGGCUGCGGAGUGGGAGGACCGGGGGGAAAGGUAGCUCUCCUCCCGGCUCGGGUAAACCACGGCUCGAAGGACGGCGGCCGCGGGCUGGAAGGAAGGAUGGGGCCGGCCGCUGCCUUCCUGGGCCUGCUGCAGGGGAAGGCGGCGCCGCGUGCCCUCUGCGCUGGGUGUGGGCCGCAGUGGGGCCUGCUCAUCUCUGCCCCGGGAGCAGCGGGACGAGGGCAGCGCGCUGGGGGCCGGGCCGCUGCCGUCACCUCCCGUGCCCCUCUGCGUCUUCUCGGGCCGCGCGCAGCUCUUGUUCCGUUUCCUUCUAGAGAGAGUGUAAAAGGGAGAGCGAAACUCCGCUUGAGGGAGUGCGAUGUUGGGGACAAGUUCUCUCAUCUGCCCCUGCGCAAGGCCUCCGUGCUGCUGCCAUUGCUGCUGCGGGACGGGGCGCUGUGCCUGCUGCUCACCGUCCGCUCCAUGCAGCUGAGAAGAUCACCUGGGGAAGUGUGUUUUCCAGGAGGUAAAAGGGAAGAAAUGGAUAAAGAUGAAAUUGAUACUGCUCUCCGAGAAGCCAAAGAAGAAGUAGGACUGCAGCCAGAGAAGGUCGAAGUCAUCUGUAGGCUUGUGCCUGGAAUUGAUAAAAUGAAUCAUUUGGUAACACCAGUUGUAGGAUUUAUAGAGGAUACCUUCCAAGCCUCUCCUAAUCCAGAUGAAGUGAGUGAUGUUUUUGUUGUGCCAUUGGAGUACUUUAUCAAACCCUUAAGUUACAUGGCCUUGCCGUAUAAAAACUCAUCUGGUUACUUCAGCUGGAUGCACUGCUUCACAUAUGAUGACCAUGAACAUAAAAAGUCAUUCAAGAUAUGGGGACUUACUGCACAUUUUGCUGUAUUUCUUGCUAUUGUAAUUUUUAGAACGAAACCUACCUUUGAGGUUGAUUAUGAUCUUGACAACUUAAUUACAUCUGCUGAGAAUAAUUUUAUGAAUUUAUAUGCAUCCAUAAAUGAGAGGAAGAAGAGUAGUCUAUAACAAACUGGUCUGACGGUCUCUAUCGAAGGAGGAAAAAGGUUUUGGUUUGUUUUCUUUGUAUCCAUUACUUGAUUGAAUUUCACACUUGCAUUCCUGUUGAAUUGGAAAUCUUUUUUUUUUUUAAUAAAACCGAGUAGUAAAACACUAACUAAAUUCAUAAAUUUUAUCUGGUCUUGGGUUACAAAAGCACACAGUAUUUUUUUAGGAACUUACCAUAUAGAUUUAGAAGGUCAAGUUCAACUUCUGCCUUUGUUUUGUGUGAUUCAAGACUGACCUUCUGUGUCUUUCUUCCAUUUAAUGAAAUAACACUUCUGAAUUUUGCCUGUUUGAAAUAGAAUAUAAAAACUUUUUGGGAUCUUUCCACGUCUUACUGUGUGACAUAUUGCAAGUCUUCAAUGCAUACAGUUUUGUUUGCUAUCUUUAACCACUUAAAAAAAUGCAUAAUAAAAAUAUAAAAGGUG